Messenger RNA from Phycodurus eques (leafy seadragon), 2687 nucleotides. It is a transcript of the gene proser3, whose product is annotated as proline and serine rich 3. The transcript is spliced from 13 exons. Bases 247 to 2460 code for a protein of 737 amino acids. NCBI's taxonomy places the organism in Eukaryota, Metazoa, Chordata, Actinopteri, Syngnathiformes, Syngnathidae. The record is from RefSeq and is a predicted model, not a curated record.
UUUUGCUUCUUGAUAGUUGUCAAAAAGAUAACAGCGAUGCCAUUGUAGUCUAGAAGUUGGACUUAAUGGAUACUAUUAUAUUCGAAAGUCUACAGGUAGCAGACUAGUAUGUUGGUCUACCUAGAGUUAGUGUAAUUUGUUUUCUUUUUUUAAUCAAGCAAGCGUGAUAGCCAUAAACAUCUAUGCACUCGCAAACGCUGUGUAUAUUUGUUUGGCGAUCUACUCUGGUUUUUGUCAUCAGGUUUCAUGAAAUCCAGAAACUCUAUGACGAUAAGGCAGAAUGCAUCCGAGCCAGCAGCUUUUACAGUGGGGGAGACAACUUUCAGCCAGUCUUGCACCAAAGUCUUGCCUAACAAAAGGACCAAGCGGAGUUUGAUUCCCGUACGCUCACACCAGCGAGACCAUCCAAAAGUGCACAUGUCUGACAACGAUGAGACUCAAUGGCAUGAAAAAAAUGGACCAUCUUUUUUGACACAUUCUGGACUUUUCAUUGACCGUGUUUCUUCUCCUACCUUAUCGGACAUGGAAAGACCUUCACGGUCAUCAGGAGCUCCAAAAUCUAUUGGUUCCCUUCAGAGGGAUUCAGCAGUGACAAAGUACAUCGAUCGUUUUCGCUAUGGACAACCGCUGAGUCGAGAGGAGCGCCAGCAGAGGUCCUGUGAAUUUGAAGAGGAGAGUAUGCCUUUGUGGUGGAUGUCUUCCUCAUCUUUACCUCCUAGUUCAACACCAACAAAAAUUUUGCACAAAGAUCCGGAAGAUGAUCACAGCCAAGCCAUUUCCAGUCCGGCAGGACGCCCACUUGAUGAUGACUUGAGUUGUUCGCCACGCUUAGGAGACUAUAACAUGAAAGCAUAUAUUCCAUCAGACACAUCUCAGAGUGAGUUUGAGGACACAGAGAUACUUCACCUUCAAGAAAGGGCCACCAAACUUCUGCAGAGAGGUGACAGUAUUCUUAGCAAUGUAUCCAUUCCUGCCAGUUCAGAGGGCCUGGGAUGCUCAGAUCGCUCUUCUUCAGUCAAUAUAAAUCAGACAGCACAAAGACCUUUGAUUAACACUUCAAUAAAAUCUACAGCUGCAAUGGCCAGGUUGGACUCCGCUUUUGCUGUGCCCCUCCAACGAUACACCGUCACUUCUUCAAUGUCGCCCCAUACACGUCCAGAAGAGGACAUCCUUUCCCAGUGGCGUUUAAGAAGAAAGAUGGAGCAGGCCAGCGAAUGGUCUCAUUCCCUGCAAAACUUCGAACUUUGUACCCCCACAUUUAAGGGUCGGGCCCCCAGUCUACACUUUUCCUCAGUAAAUGGGCACCCUUACAAGCAACAGCAAAGUAUUCAAUACCCUGAACCCUCACAAGGAGCUGUUCCUGAGCCCAAAGAAGCCCAUGGACAUCAUCAGUCAACUUCAGUCCCACUUGCCAUUGCUGUCUCUGAUACGCUAGUCUCCCAGCCACAGUCUCUCGUGCAUGUUCCUGCGCACAUGCAUCUCCUUUGUGACAUUCUUCCCUGUCCCACACGGUCACCUCAUCCGAUCAUGUUCCAAGGAAAUCCACGCAUACCGGAAGAGACCUUAACUAAAGAAAGAACUGAAGAAACCAAAGUCUCUGGUAACUUAAAGCGCAAUUCCAUCAACGAGCCUCCCUACAGACACAUUCCAUCACCGCCUCCUGCUCCUUGUAGACAUACAGAUGUAGAUUGUCCUUUUAGACCUACAGAUGGAGGUCAUCCUUCUCGACCUAGAGAAGGUGGCAGUCCAUCAAGACCUAUAGAAGGAGGCUGUCCUACCAGACUUACAAAAGACGGCCAUCCUUCGAAACCCAAGGAAGAAGGCAGUCCUUCUAGACAUACAGAAGAUCGGAAUCAGUCUAGACUUGUCGGAGGAGGUCAUGACGAGAACCCCAGAAUGACAAAUGAGAUGGCUAAAAAGGAAAAAGACCAAACAAAGCAAGUGGGAGAAAGUGAGAAGACUGAGAGGAUUAUCAGAAAACAGAAGAAAUUGACAAGGUGUCCUGGAUGUAGCGAGCAUGCCGAUGGGCCUAACGUCACAAGCUCUGCACAGCAGAAGAAGAAGAACAAGACACGGGCAGAUCCACGGCAGCAGCAGAGACGUAAAGAUGCAGGCCAUCAUGCACCACCUUCUUCUCCGGUCCAUCGUGCCUUAGGCCAGCAGGUUGUUUCAGAGGUCCUGUUCCCACCAGUGGACUCUUCUCCCCAAGAUGCAGCUGUCCCAUCUCUCCCUGCCCAUCCGCAAUCCUCACUUCCUCCUUGCAACGCACACACCUCACUGGAGGUCAUGUCCCAGCUGCUGCAAGAGGCUGAAGGAUUUGUUUUUUCAGAUUCGGAUGAGAAAGAAUUUGAAGACGACCCUUUACUACGAGUCCUUCGCACACAAAGAAAAUGGGUUAAGGAGCAAAUCAGUGAAGUGGACUUCAUGUUGCACAAUAAGCCAGAAGAUAAGACAACUUGAUGCAGUAACUGAUGUCAAAUUUUUUUCUAUUUGAUUUUGUAUGUAGUUUAUUGAAAUUUACAGAAGAAACAAAACACAAUAAAAACUUCAGAAUCACAACUUGGCUGCUUAAAUGAAAACAGCUUUGAAAUUGUGGUCCUCAUAUUUACAAAGUGUACAUUCAUGAAAUAUUAUGGAAGGUUGAUGCAUCAUAGCAUUAUUUACAAAUCUCUGAGACCAGGCAAUAU